UAUCUGGGCCCCGGGGCCACCACAGCGGGGGCCACCCGCCCCUCGCCGCCCUACCGGCAGGACCCCAAGCACGGGAGCCCGGGCGUGGGGCAUGGGCGUCCCCUCGCAGCAGCAGAACGGCUCGGCCGUUCAGAACAGUCAGCUGUUCAAGGCCAUCACCUCCAGCCAGCCGGCGCCUAGCAACCUCAAGCUGCUCAUGCAGCAGGGUCAGCAGGGGCCCACCUCCGCAGGACAGUCCGUGCACCAGCCCAUGGCUCCGGGGCCCAUGGGAAAGGGCCCUGGUGGAGGCCCGGACUCCUUCUCCUUCAACAACACCAAGCCCCUGCGCCACUUUGACCCCGACCUGACCGUGGCGGCGGCGAGCCAGCAGCAGCAGAAGAUGGGCGGACCUGCCAGCCUUCCGUCGCCGGCGGCUAGCGGUAACGGUGGCCACGGGCCGAUGGGAGGACCGGCCUACCGUGGGCCCAGCAUGCAGACCGCACCUCCAGCAUCAGCGGCUGUGGCUGCCAGUCACAACCACUUGUUCCAGCAGCGGAUGCAGAGGGCCAUGCAGAGGGGCUCGGGGCCUGGAGGAAUGGUCUGCAGAGAGGACCCAGGCGCUGGGAUGGUUCCUCGGCUCCAGGACCCAUCGUCUGUUCCACGGCCCGGUCAGAGUAGCUACAACAACAUGCUGCUGAAGUCCCAGCUGAUACGCAAGCAGCUGGAGAAGCAAAGACAGAUGGAGCAAAUGAAUGGAGGCCCCAUGUCAGACUGCCAGCAGGUGAUGCCAUUCCAAGGUGGAGGACGACCUCUACCAGGUGAUUGUGGCUAUCCAAUGGGAGGCCCCCAGCCCAACCCCUCGAUGCUGACCCAUGCCUCCAGUCGGAUGGGUCUCCCCCCCGGCUCUCUCAACCAGGUGGGCCCAUAUGGAGGCCAGGUCAUGGGCCCCACUGGCUCUAAACAGCAGGCCCUCUACCACCAAGCCCAAGAGUUUGGCAUUCCUAUGCGGCCAGCCCAGGGCAUGAUGGGAAUGGGGGGUCCUCCAAGGCAGGUGGUGUCAGCAGCAGCGGUGGCGGCAGCAGCGUCUCACAUGGGUCACGGCGGCGUGCGGAUGUCUGGGCCAGGGAUGGCGGGAGGCGGCAUGCCCACACAGCACCUGCGGCAGGCCCUGAGUCACGGCGGCGGCGGCGCUCUUCCCCCUCGGAUGCUCUUAACCCCUCAGCAGCAGCAGCAGCAGCAGCAGCAGCAGCAGGCCCAAGCCCAGGCCCAGGCCCAGGCGCAAGCCCAGGCUCAGGCCCAAGCUCAGGCCCAGGCCCAGGCUCACGCACAGUCCCAACUCUGGCAGCACCAACAGUCGCACAUGGACCCCUCGGGCCACCAGCACGGCUUCUCCGGCUGCGGGGGGCCCUCCCAGUUCCCUCCCCAGCAGCAGCAGCACGCCCUGCGGACUGGCAUGCCGGCCAACUUUGGCCCCCGGGGGCCACCUCCCCAGAACCAGAUGACCCUGGCGGUCCGGCACGUGCAGAGGUUCCCGUCGGGGGCCAGCAUGGGACCGGGGCAGCCGAUGCCCUCCAGGCCCCAGCAUAGCCUGCGGCUUCGCGGGCCACUGUCCGCCAUGGCCGUGAUGAAGCCGGGUGGCCCCUCCAUGAUGCACCACCCGGCCCACGGCCUAGCGCCUCCCAGCUACCCGUCCUCGGCAGCGGCCGGCAAACACCCCGCCUCGGUGCAGGGGUACGGACCCGGGCACAACCCAGGACACAAACUGCCCCCGUACGACCUGCCCCCGCAGCACCAGAGCAACGGGGGCAUGUCGGGGCCGCCCAGAGGACCAGGCGGUGGGGUGGGUGGUGGCGCGGCCGGCGAGGUGGACUUCAUAGACACGCUGGUGGGCUCCAACGACGACUGGCUCAACAACCUCACAAUGAUCGACGAGUACCUGGAACAGAACUCAUAGGUGUCUCAGAGGUUGUGGACUCCUUGACUGCUUCACUUGAGAACUGCCAUCAGGAGGAGAUGGCCCCAAACAAGGCCCCGUCACUCAAACUGCAUUACCCCAGAAGUCAUGGGUCUAAUAGUCUCUGAGAGGGUCUGUAAAGCAGGUCCACUAACCCAGGCACUCGGGUGUGUUAGCUGUUGUGAGUGACUGGUUUGAUGGUGCACUGCCAAGCCCCCCCCCCCCCCCCAGUCCCUCACACACUCCAGCUCAUAUGCCUGGUCUUGUGCAUGUGCCAGUGGCAGGCACCGUUUUAGUCACACGUAGGUAUGUGACACAGGUCACACAGUCCUCCUCACCACGUACUGUAUUUCAUCCAUGAGCUGUUAACAGCCACACUAUGGCUACCCACUACCAAUAUUUAUACUAAUAACGACAUUUCAAGUCUCAAAAGCCUGUUGGGAAUUGAGUGAAUACCGUGUGAAUGAUUUGGUUUGUUGUUGACACUGCAACAAAUGCAUUCAGUCAGCAUACCUGAUCACCUCAUUGGCAGAUUUUAAUUGGUGAUACCAAAUCACUCGCUUGGUUACAGCUUUGUGUAAACUGGGGUAUCCAUAGUUACUAAUUGGCCAAUAGGGGCACAGCGAUUUUGCUUGCCACUGUUGCCGUGGCAAUGUUCAUUUACAUUUCCAAUUGAAAACAACAUAUGGGUAUUCAUAAAGGGGCUUGCAUUGUAUAUAGUGAAAUAUUUUGUAAAAUAGUUUUUUCAUAAGUGUAACAUACAAAAGAAGUAAACAUAUUUAUACUCCUUUUCUGAAAAUAAGUUCCUCCAAUUUCCUUUGUAAAUAAUUACUAAAAUGGGAUAAAUAAAACAAAUAAAAACAUGAUCUGGUAUGAAAGAAAAAAAAAAUAAACCAGAAAAUUAUAGCAAGAAAAGAAAUUGGUAUUACAUUAGGAGAAUCUAAUUGUAAUUUGAUUUUUAAAAUAUGCAAAACUAGCUAGUUUUCCCCAGUAAUACUGUGUAUUACAAAUGAAAUAUUUGUUAUGUUUUUGACAUAACUCAGCUCCUGGUACUUGAGUUUGGCCCAGGGUGUUCUUUUUUUUUCUGUCUUUUUUGUGAGAAAGAGUCAGAGCACACUUCUCUUUUUUACAACCAUUGUUGUGAAACUAUACAGCACCCUCUCUCUCUCUCUCUCUCUCUCUCUCUCUCUGUCUCUUUCUCUCUCUCUCUCUCUCUGUCUCUUUCUCUUUGCCUUUCUCUGUUUUUUUCUUUCUCUCCUGCUCACUCUCAUUCUCUCAAGUCCCCACACUCCAUUCCUGUACUCACUAGAAUUCUCCCUUUAUGGUUCCGGCCAUUUAUAAGACAAUGCAUCAGACACCAGUGUGUCUGUCUCCUGUUUGGCAACAGGCACGGAAAAUCCGGGGAGUUAUGGGAUCUCUGUACUGUAGUGCCCGGGGAGGGGGGGGGGGGGUGGGGGUAGGGGGUGGAGGGGCAGCAGUGGGCUUUUCAUCCGGAGGGAGAAGACAGGCGCUACCUGUGUCCACACUGAAGAGCAUAUUAUUGUUGUGUUUUAUCCUCCUGUGUCUUCACACCCUCGCUGGAAUCCAUACCAGUGAAGUGAGCCCAGCUUGGCCUCACUUGACGUGUGGUUAACAAAGGUGCCGGUUUUGCAUACAUUUCCCAGGAUUCACUGUGCCAGUUCAAGGUUUAUCCAUGUCUAUGAGUUUUUGUAGCUGAGGAGAAGAAAUUAAAGCCAUUAUAAUUUGUGAAUAUCUGUGAUUAUGAUUUUUUUGUCUUGAUAUUUUUAGAGUAAAAAAUAAACUAUGUAA
Molecule: messenger RNA, 3742 nt
Organism: Alosa sapidissima (American shad)
Lineage: Eukaryota; Metazoa; Chordata; Actinopteri; Clupeiformes; Clupeidae
Product: spidroin-2
Exons: 4
Coding region: 92-1933 (613 amino acids)
Biological process (GO): regulation of transcription by RNA polymerase II
Cellular component (GO): nuclear body
Source: RefSeq, a predicted model, not a curated record